Brienomyrus brachyistius is the source of this 4898-nucleotide messenger RNA. Its product is annotated as mitogen-activated protein kinase kinase kinase 3-like. The coding region runs from base 1678 to 3531 and encodes 617 amino acids. The transcript has 17 exons. Gene Ontology annotation, molecular function: protein kinase activity; ATP binding; protein binding. The record is from RefSeq and is a predicted model, not a curated record. Gene Ontology annotation, biological process: protein phosphorylation. NCBI's taxonomy places the organism in Eukaryota, Metazoa, Chordata, Actinopteri, Osteoglossiformes, Mormyridae.
UAAUUAUUGUGAAAGAAUACGCUGUUCACGUUUUUUUGCUUAACUAGCUUUUUCGUGUUGGUGAAUUUGAUUUAUCGCGUAUUACAUUUAAAUUCCCAGCAUAUGGACGAAGAAAGAACAUAAAGUUGUUGUACUGAUUGGUUUUUGCGGAGUAUACUGUAAUUAAUUCAUCGCAAAUUCCUGUAUGGAAAUAUCAGUCAGGUGGCUCUUCGCAGUAUUUCGGGUACCUUCAUGUGUAACAAAUUGUAAGGAUCUGGAAGCAGAUCUAGUCGAUAUAAGUCUAUGCUGGCAGAAGCCGAAUGCGCGUGUCCGCUUUAGGGCUCGCACACGUAUCACCAAGUGCAUCGAUUGUCCGAGCGCCUCCGUUAAUCGUGUAGUUUUUUUCUAUGUGUUAAAAAAAACGCGCAUUGUUUUCACUUGACAGGCCGUAUACAGGAUUUUAAAAAAGCAGGGGAAACCCCGCAACUUUUACUUCCUCUGGACGUAUAUGUGAAGGCUAACGAAAGGGUUCCGGUUAACGCUUUUUUCGAAGAAAUUCUCUGCAGUACAAUGCAUUUUUUUCCGCAACUGUGCAGUGGGAUUUUGGAAUAACGAUGCGUUUCGUCCGGGUAUUUAAUGUUUUACAUUGUUGCUGUGUGCGAUCGUAGUAUCAUCGCAUUUUCGCUUCUGAUGUCAAGAUCAUCAAGACCAAUUCAGGGCUCAGAAAAAAAUUACCAUAUUAAGUUAUGUUGCGUGGAUGUUUUGAUAUUUUUUGUUAUGCACGUAGGCUAAUGGUUACAUACUACUAUACUGUAGUGUUUUCGGAAGUUUGCGAUCUCCUGUAAUUUUGCGUUCAUUGCAUAAGGUGGAGAUGCAGCAGCUUGUGAAACUUGGGAUACGCAAGUUGAACAACCUUCUAAAUCCUUCAACAUUUUGACACGUACAUUUACAUUGCACCGAAAACAUGUAAUUACUUUUGAAUGAUUGCAUGCGUUAAUUCUUAAAUGGAGUAACAAAUGUAUACCAGCAUAUAUAUCGAAAACGGCGGCUGAGCGAAAAGUUGCAGACUUGCAAGAAAUGCACCAUCGAAAUCGCGGAAACCACGACAGCAACCUCAAGUAAACUAAUUUCUGGAAAAAAAGAAACAGCGAUCACUUAUUUUGUUAUUAGAAACCUCUCAAUCCUUUAUUAGAUCAUAGUAUUUUGCACUUCCCAUAUUGCGUAUUACUAUGAUGUUGUAGUAAUAUACACCUUGCCGGCUGGUGUGUUUCAGUUUAAAUGUCAUGUUUUGUUUACUCGUUUUGACACAAUUAGGCAUCACUGAACGUUUAAUUUACCUAUACCUAAAAAGGCAAGAUGUUUUACUUUCCUAACCUCUGCAUGCAGAGAUGAAUACUGCAUUUGUGCGUUGCAUGGUGAAACGGAACCUCUCGUGCCUUCGCAUUGACAAAUGCGAGUUUUGUGUCACUAAAAAUUCUUGGCCACAAAACGGCAUUUCCACUUGUGACAAAUUGAAGAAGUUGAUAUGAGUUUGCUCAUAUUUAAUUGUGCUGCUGCUUAAGUACCAACCGAGUGGAUCGAAGUUGGACCGACCUUCAUGCAACAGGUGCUCUGCAGCUUGUUGAUGGUUGGUCGAGAAGAUCAAGAACAAGUUCCAGAUUUCUUGCAGAUACCUGACACAGUUUGGGAACUGCCAGAAUGGAUGAGCAUCAGGCUCUCCAGUCCAUUAUGAAGGACCUGGUGGCCCUUCAGACGUCUCGUCGCCAGCCUCUGCCAGGUUGUGGCUCAGGGAGACCCAAGGCAGUCAAUUCCACAAGCCGGAAGAACGAUGUGAGAGUCAAGUUCGAGUUCAGUGGAGAAAUAAGGGUCCUUAUGUUUGGACGGCCAGUCCAGUUUGAGGACCUCAAACAGAAGGUGGCAACCAUGUUUGGCCAGCGGCUGAACCUGUACUACAUGAACAACGAGCUAUCCAUACCCUUGAACAGUCAGGAGAACCUAGACACUGCCAUCGACCUCCUGGACCGUAGCUCCAGUAUGAAGAGCAUCAGGAUCCUGCUUCUACAUUCUGAGCAUAAGGAAGCUCCACCCCCCUCCCAUGUCUCUGCCUGUAAGCAGGUGCGUAUCAAGACCUCCCUGUCCUCGAGUGAUGUCACCGCUGCCUUCCACCCCCCCGAGCCCCGGGGGCAGCACCACUCCACCGGCUCCCAGAACACGGGUCGCCGCUCCCCCCCUCCCGGAUAUGUGCCAGAGCGGCAGCAGCACAUUGCACGCCAGGGCUCCUACACCAGCAUCAACAGCGAGGGCGAGUUCAUCCCUGAGAACCUGGACCCGUGUAUGCCGGACCCCUGGAGCAGUGCGGAGAACUCUGUGUCAGGCAGCUGCCUGUCCCUGGACAGCAGCUCGGACAGUCCAGCCCUCAGGAAGUCACGGAUGUACAGGGCCAAAAGUUUCCCAGACAACCGUCAGGAAUUUUCCGACCGCGAGAAGCACGUCCAUGACAGGACUGCAAAAGGAGGCACCUACCCCAGGCGGUACCACCUCUCCCCCCAGCACAAAGACCACAAUGAAGGCCGGCGCACCUUCCCGCGUAUCCGCCGGGCUCAGGGGAACCUCUUCACGCUGGUGCCGUCGAGUCGCUCGCUGAACAACAGCGAGGAGAGCCUGGGUUCCGCCUGGCAGAUGCUGGAGGCUCAGGGACAGCUGCGUCCCAAGGAGCGCACCCUCCCCUGCAAGUCUCCCAGUGCCCCUCUGACGUGGCGCCGUGGCAAGAUGUUGGGACAGGGUGCCUUUGGGCAGGUUUACCUGUGCUACGACGUCGACACUGGCCGGGAACUUGCCGCCAAGCAGGUUCGGUUUGACCCCGAGAGCCCGGAGACCAGCAAGGAGGUGAGCACCCUGGAGUGUGAGAUACAGCUCCUAAAGAGCCUGCACCACGAGCGCAUCGUGCAGUAUUACGGCUGCCUGCGGGACCACGGCGAGAAGACCCUCACCAUCUUCAUGGAGUACAUGCCCGGGGGCUCAGUUAAGGACCAACUGAAGGCUUAUGGGGCCCUAACGGAGAACGUGACCCGGAAGUACACCAAGCAGAUCCUCGACGGCAUGUCCUACCUUCACAGCAAUAUGAUCGUGCAUCGUGACAUCAAAGGUGCCAACAUCCUGCGAGACUCUGCCGGCAACGUGAAACUGGGAGACUUCGGUGCCAGCAAGAGACUCCAGACCAUCUGCAUGUCGGGGACGGGCAUUCGCUCUGUCACUGGCACCCCCUACUGGAUGAGCCCUGAAGUGAUCAGCGGGGAGGGUUAUGGACGCAAGGCUGACGUGUGGAGUCUGGGCUGUACCGUGGUGGAGAUGCUGACGGAGAAGCCGCCCUGGGCCGAGUUUGAGGCUAUGGCGGCCAUCUUCAAGAUUGCCACUCAGCCCACAGUGCCGGCACUGCCGGCCCACACCUCGGAGCUCACGCGUGACUUCCUGCGUCGCAUCUUCGUGGAUGCCCGGCUUCGGCCCAGCACCGAGGAGCUGCUCCGGCACCCUUUCGCUCAGCUGCUGUACUGAGGGGGCUCUCACGGCCCCACUGACUGCAGACCUGCUGCAAGAAAGUGACUGCGCAGUGCACAACUUUGCCCCUGAACACUGGGGGGCACUGUGAUCUCUCACAAGUUGCAGGUGGCCACAGAAUAUGAUUUACUCAUAAAACUUUUCCGGAGGUAGUAACAGCAGCCAUAGUGUGAUGUCCACAAGAGCUCAGUGCUCAGGGCUCAGUUGCUCAAGUCCAGUGGAUCUCCAUCACCCAGAAAUGACAGACGGGCCUCUGUCUAACAUUUCACAAAUGGCACCUCGCGGGUAUCCAGCAGGAAGCUAGACUCGGUUUUCCUCCUCUGCACAGCAGUAUUCUGGCCUCUCGUUCACUGAAUACCACAUACAGGGGGUGGGGGGGGGAGUGUGGAUUUUUCCUCCCUCGUUUAACCUCCCACCAAUCUCUGCGGAGCUCCACUGACGAAGUUUGUGGCUGAAAUAGUCUCCCUCAGUCAAUGGCCAAAUGCAGCUUUAAACAAACAGGACGCCGUGAAAGGGAAGCCUUUCAGCAGCUGAAAUAGUUUAUUUAACUUGUGUUUUUAAGGAAGUGCCGUAAUGACAGCUUGAGAGCCACUUGAGCGUUACGCUUGUGCCAUAGUCUAGGUUUUGGGAGCUGGGCUGCUCAGCGGUGCCUCUUCUUAAACCACUGGUUUGUUCUGUUUAGGUUUAAUUUCUAAAAUGCACUGUUUAGGGAAUGAAUGUAAUUUUUUGUUUGUUUUGUAUCAUUUCAAGUGAAACUUUUUUACUGUAUUUAUGCCAUGGUGUCUCAUUUUUAAUCUCUGGUCUUUUUUGUAUGCUAAUGCCUUUCUGAAAUGAAAAACUGACGGCAAGCCAAACUAAAUUGUUGAGGUGGCUGGCUUUUCACAGGAAAGCACUAUGAACAUUUUAACAAGAAUAUAGGAGGUGAGUAAAUUCUCUCUACGAGACCUGCCCGUCUGAUACCUUGUAAGUCCAGCAAAGGCCAUUGGCCUCCUGUCUUUCAUGACUACAUGCUGAACAGCAGUAUUGCCAGGAGGAAGGCCUGCAUCUCCUGUUAGGUUGCUCAGGUCAAGUCGGAAGAUUGCUUUUAGCCUUAAGACCCAUGUUUGUUACUGAUGUUUUGAUUUCAGGUGCUGUGGAAACCGUAAUGUUUCCGUUCACAAAACAAGCUAUAAAUAAUGCAUCAAGUUAGCGGCCUUACCUGACUGAUGGGAAUUUUGUGUUACACUGUGAUGGAUUUAUGGCAUUGUGAGUCGGGGAAAUGUACUCUUGUGUGUGGUUGACAGUUAGUUCUUAGCUCAGAACCCUCACAAACCUUAACUAAAUUCUGAAACAAAAACCACAAAUAAAACAUUAUUUCCCCUCAA